This is a messenger RNA of Plasmopara halstedii, 3099 nucleotides long. RefSeq names its product peptidylprolyl isomerase domain and wd repeat-containing protein 1. Bases 1 to 3099 code for a protein of 1032 amino acids. Gene Ontology annotation, biological process: protein folding; protein peptidyl-prolyl isomerization. The transcript is spliced from 5 exons. Gene Ontology annotation, molecular function: protein binding; peptidyl-prolyl cis-trans isomerase activity. Lineage: Eukaryota; Oomycota; Peronosporomycetes; Peronosporales; Peronosporaceae. The record is from RefSeq and is a predicted model, not a curated record.
AUGCCAUCCAACUCCAAGACUUUGGUGCCAUUGUCUCUGAUUGACACAAUGCUGCAUAGUCUCGACGUAAUGAUUCUUGUCAUCUAUCCUCCAGUUGCGUCAGUAUCUUUUGAUCUCGACAAGCUGUAUUCGUCCUUCGUUGAUCUUGUUAAGCACGAUUAUCCCAUUCUUCUUGGAGAAUUUUUCAUCGAUCCGAAGACGGGAAUCGUCCAUGUUGAUCUGACUGAUACGUCUCGUCAAAAUGGAGCCUUUAAUAUUCGAAGACUUGAUGCCAAGCAGACGAGGCAAAAAAGAGUUGAUUGGUGUCAAGGGACUCUUUUGAAGGACGGGGGAUUAGUCAUUGGUAUCGAUGUAAGUCACGCGCUGUUUGACGGAGAAGCCCUAUUUACCUUUUUGAAACUCUGGGGACAAUAUUACAGUGGCAAUACGAAUGAAGAACGAAUUGUGGUAAACCACGAUCGACACUUGCUUUCAAAAGGGGAAGGUAUCUUAAAAAUGCAGCAUCCCGAAUUUCGCAUUGUGAAAGCUGCAAGUGAUGAAAAUGUCCAGCUACCUAACCAAGUGCCACCGGCUACAGCGAUUCAUAAUUUUCAUUUUACACCAAAGAUGAUGAAACGUAUCAAAGAAAUGGCAAAUGGUGGUGACUUUCGUGGCAAGGGAAGCUGUGAAGCUUCAUAUGUGAGUACUAUCGAUGCCAUUACAGCACUUUUUACAGUCUUGAUUUCGAGAGCCCGUGGUCAUGGCCAAGACGUGAAAAUCACAACUUGUGUAAAUGGUCGACGUCGCCUUAAUCCUCCACUACCAGAACAUUACGCAGGGAAUGCAAUUUUUAAUGCAUUAUCAACGUACACAAAUGCUGAGCUAUGCAGCCAAGCUGAAGGUACUAUUUCUCCAGAAACUUUGAGAAUGCUCGCUCGACGCGUACGUGAAUCAAUUUCUCAAUUGGACGAUGCCUAUUUACGUGAUGCUAUCACGUUUUUGGCUGAGCAAGAAAACAUUGGUGCUGUUCAAAUAGGAGUCAAUUUCACUUCUGGAUACGACCUCCUAUUUACGUCGUGGCUUCGAUUGGGUAUGUACACUUCCAGCUUCGAUGGUGUUCAUCCGUGGUACGCUUGUGUUCCUCAAUUACCAGGAUACAGUGGUUUUGUCAUGUUGACUGAAGCUCAAAAGGGAGGAGAUGGAAUUGACGUGGUUGUCUUCCUUGAGUGCAAUGUGAUGGAGAAACUUAAGGUGAUGUUUCUCGAGGUGUCCAAUUUCAAAGUAGUAUGUAUGAAACAUGACUUUCAGCAUCGUCGCGACGAAUCUGUAACAAGCUCUGAUGACGAGGGGCCCAUGCCUAUGCCUAUACCAGCCCCUUCGUCCACGAAAAAAGCUAAAAUACUUCCGUUUGAAGCAAUUUAUCUCAAAAACUUGCCAAAGACACAAUUUGUUGUGACAGCCAGCGUAGAUGGACACGUGAAAUUUUGGAAGAAAAUGGUCAAAGGGAUUGAAUUUGUCAAACAUUAUAAAGCUCAUCUCGACGAAGUGCAUGGUCUAGCCGUGUCACGCGAUGGCCUUCGACUUUGUAGCACAUCAGCCGAUCGCAGUAUUAAAUUCUACGAUGUGCUGGCUUUUGACAUGGUAAAUAUGCUUAGUAUCACUUACAUACCAGCCGAAUGCUGCUGGAUAUCAGCUAAAGGCUCGAUUAAUGCAAAAGUGGUCGUAGCUGACAAGAAUAGUCCAGCUUUACGGAUCUACUCGGCUGAGAGUGCAGCUAAUGAGCCGUUGUUUACAAUCAGCCAGCUACAUACUGCUCCAGUGACAGCGAUUUCGUAUAAUUUAGUUAGCAAUUGUGUUAUCUCAGCCGACAAAAAGGGAAUUAUCGAGUACUGGGACGCCGACACUUACAAGUUUCCAGCAAAAGAAAAACAUGUUAUCAAAUUCAAGUUUAAAGGCGAGACAGAUUUAUAUGAACUGGCGAAAUGCAAAACACAUGCAACUGCCAUUGACGUUUCACGUGAUGGUCAAAGUUUUGUUGUGGCAGCCAAGGACAGUCAAAUUCGAGUCUUCCGAUUCGUUACGGGCAAGAUGCGGCGUAAAUAUGAUGAAAGGUUGACCUUAUUUGAGGAUGCACACGCUGAUAAGACACUGCAUUUAGAUGAAAUCGACUUUGGUCGUCGUGCUGCUGUCGAGAGAGAGUUAAUCGACUCAGACGUUGUAUCGAAUUGCGUGUUCGAUGACUCGGGCUUUUUCAUUUUAUACGCAACUCUUGCUGGAAUCAAAGUAUUGAACAUUGAGACCAAUAAAGUUGUCAAAGUGCUUGGUAAGGUAGAAAAUUCCGAUCGAUUUUUACGAUUGAGUCUUUUUCAGGGAAAACCAAAAGCUAACACGCAGUUUGAAAAGCAUCUAAAGGCGGCGUCGGGUCUUAAGUACGAAGCGCAAGUGAUGACUGACGAUCCAAACGAACAAGACUUGAUUGAUCCGACGCUCUUCUGUACGUCGUUCAAACGCAAUCGUUUUUUUCUCUUUUCGUCCCGGGAGCCAGAAGACGAUGAAGCGCAAGAAUCUGGAACGGGUCGCGACGUUUUUAAUGAAAAACCUUCAUUAGAAGAGGCUCAAGUAGCAACAGAGUCCAGCUCGACAAAAACCCUCGGAAACACGGCUGUGAUACAUACAACAAUGGGCGAUAUCACGCUAAAACUCUUUGCUAAAGAGUGUCCUAAAACUGUCGAGAAUUUCUGUACCCAUGCACGCAAUGGCUACUACGACAACGUCAUUUUUCACCGCGUCAUCAAAAAUUUUAUGAUACAAACGGGCGAUCCACUUGGCGAUGGUACCGGGGGAGAGUCGAUUUGGGGUGGUGAAUUUGAGGACGAAUUUCAUCGUAGCUUACGACACGAUCGACCUUUCACUCUAUCGAUGGCAAAUGCCGGACCAGGCACGAAUGGAUCUCAAUUUUUCAUCACGACUGUCCCAACUCCAUGGUUAGAUAAUAAACACACAGUGUUUGGAAGAGUAGAACGUGGCAAAGACGUCGUGUCGAGUAUUGAAGGUACCCGCGUGAACAAAUCGGAUAAACCUUUUCAGGACAUUAAAAUCAUUAAUAUUGAUAUCGUCUAG